UUACCACCAAAAAUCAUAAAGACGGUGAAAAGCAUUAAAAAGUGUACGAUGAUUCAACAAAAGCGUAAAUUAUUUAACAACAUCUGAAAUGAGAUAAUCCUUGGACGCUACACGACAUACAUAAAAUUGAAGUGGCGUACCUAAGUGUCUGAUAUAUUAACUUGCACGUGUUGAAUUCAUCAAACAAAUGUAAAAUCAUACAGGGAGUUGCAAAAUGCUUCAAGCACUUGUAGAAUGCGACAGCUUUCAGAAGUCUCAAGCUGCUUGCAUGUCUUAAUUUGUGCAACUGGUUUUGCAUUGUAAUAGCCAGUUUUAAAAAAUAGCUAGUUUCAAAAUAUAGCUAGAUUUAAGAUAGCUUAUUUUCAAGUAGUUAGAAGUGAAAUAGCUAGUUUCAAAAUAGCAAUAGUUCUAAAAUAGCUAGUUUCAAAAUAGCUAGAUUUAAAAUAGCUAGUUGUAAAAUAGCUUGUUUUGAAAUAGCUAGUUUUAAAAUAACUUGUUUUCAAGUAGUUAGAAGUGAAAUAGCUUGUUUUGAAAUAGCUUGUUUCAAAAUAGCUUGUUUCAAAAUAGCUAGAUUUAAAAUAGCUAGUUGUAAAAUAGCUUGUUUUGAAAUAGCUUGUUUUCCAGUAGCUAGAAGUGAAAUAGCUUGUUUCAAAAUAGCUUGUUUCAAAAUAGCUAGAUUUAAAAUAGCGUGUUUCAAAAUAGCUUGUUUUAAAAUAGCCAAUUUUCAAAUAGCUAUAGCUAGUUUUGGAAGAGUUAGUUUUCAAAUAUACUGAUAAAUUAUAGCUGGUUUUAAAAUGUAUAAUUUUAAGAUAACUAGUUCUGGAAUAGCUGGCUAUGAAAACGAAAUAAUAUAAUUGAAAUAGCUAUUGUUUUUAAAUAUAUACCCACCCCGGCUACUCGUUACAGGAUUGUUUGAAAUACUGCUGAAAAACGUAUGAAAUAUUGCUCUUCCGCAAAGAGGUAUAAUGGCUGUUGAGAUUCUUAUACUUAUACGAGACAGUCUGCAAGAAAUAGAUUCACUCUUAACUGAAAAUAUGCAGGAGAAUUGUAAUAUGUGUAUGAGGCGCUUGGGGGUUCUGGCUGAAGAAGCAAUGCGCUGUGAUUCUAUCGACAUUGGUAUUGUUGAAGAACUAAAUAGAGCAAAAAAUCAAUUGAUAUCAGAGUCACAAUGGAGUGAGAGACAUUGUCCUUACCAAGCUCCUUUAGAAACGAACGCUCGUAGAGGAAGACCGAAAUUUUUUAUUUCAGAAGAGCAACUAUGUUUUUUCAAAGCCAAUGGAUUUACACAAAGGGAAAUGGGUGAAAUGUUAGGCGUCAGUCUAAGAACCAUCGAGAACAGAAUGGCUGAAUAUAAUAUGACCAAUGCAAGUCGUUAUAGCAAUAUUGAUGACGAAUGUUUGGAUAUUUAUGUACAACGAAUUGUGGGGCAUUUUCCUAGAUCAGGGGAAAAAACAAUUGAAGGCGAGCUAAGAUCUCUCGGAGUUUGUGUGCAGAGAAGGCGGCUUCGUGAUUCUUUAAAACGUGUAGAUCCAGUUGGACGACGCAUACGGGCGAUGACUGUAAUACAAAGGCGUGUAUACAAUGUUCACUCACCUCUAGCUCUCUGGCAUAUGGAUGGCAAUCACAAACUUAUUAGGUGGCGUUUUAUUGUUCAUGGAUGCGUUGACGGAUUUAGUAGGGUGGUUGUCUACCUUGCUUGUAGCACCGACAAUACAUCUGCGACAGUUCUUCGUUUGUUCAAGGAUGGCGUUAGCGCAUGGGGGUUGCCCUCAAGAGUACGUGGCGAUAUGGGCGUGGAGAACAGAGAUGUCGCACGCUAUAUGCUUGCUCACGAAUCGAGAGGUCCAGGAAGAGGAAGUUAUAUUACGGGACGAAGCGUUCACAAUAGCCGCAUUGAACGUCUUUGGCGAGACGUUUACCAAACCGUUCUCUCUCUAUUUUAUGAUCAUUUUAUGAAUAUGGAAGCUGACGGAGUUCUUAAUCCUGAUAACGAACAUAAUUUGUUCUGUCUACACGAGGUCUAUCAGCCGAUAAUAAAUGAAAUGCUAAAAAGAUUCUCAGAUUCGUGGUUGCAUCACAAGUUGCGCACGGCUGGAAACAAAACACCACUACAGCUGUUCUUAAUGGGGAUGCAACAAAUUGGCGGAGAAAGCAACUUAAUAUCUAAUGAGUACUUCGAACAUUUAAAUGAGGCCGAAAUUCAGUCCUUUGGAAUCGAUGGUGAUGCAUAUCUUCCUGAAGAUGUUAAUGAGCUAGAUGCCGUCACAAUUCCGGAAACAAUUUGCCCGUUAUCUGAAGAACACCUUGCUGUCUUUAGAGGCACACUUCAAGUUGUAAGUGCUGAUGACUUGUGGAAUAUACAGCCUUAUUUGCAAGCCGUACAGACAUUAAAUUCCAUGUUAAACGAAUUACCUUAGACAAUAACCAUAAAGUACUUAGAGUUCGUGAAACACAACAUAAGAUAAGAUAUCUUCAAUUUU
Dendronephthya gigantea is the source of this 2480-nucleotide messenger RNA. RefSeq lists its product as uncharacterized. Bases 966 to 2417 code for a protein of 483 amino acids. The record is from RefSeq and is a predicted model, not a curated record. The transcript has 5 exons. Gene Ontology annotation, molecular function: nucleic acid binding. Lineage: Eukaryota; Metazoa; Cnidaria; Anthozoa; Malacalcyonacea; Nephtheidae. Gene Ontology annotation, biological process: DNA integration.